This is a messenger RNA of Papilio machaon (common yellow swallowtail), 1182 nucleotides long. RefSeq names its product replication factor C subunit 3 (gene RfC38). Lineage: Eukaryota; Metazoa; Arthropoda; Insecta; Lepidoptera; Papilionidae. Gene Ontology annotation, molecular function: ATP hydrolysis activity; DNA binding; DNA clamp loader activity. Gene Ontology annotation, biological process: DNA repair; DNA-templated DNA replication. The coding region runs from base 93 to 1160 and encodes 355 amino acids. The transcript has a single exon. Gene Ontology annotation, cellular component: DNA replication factor C complex; nucleus. The record is from RefSeq and is a predicted model, not a curated record.
ACACUCAAAAAGUUUUGAAUUCUGACUUUGCGCCAAGCGCCAAAUUGUGUUUUUGUUUACGCGUACAAUUUUUAUUAAAACUACACCUAACAAUGAGUUUGUGGGUUGAUAAAUACAGACCCAAAGAUUUAAUGAAACUUGAUUAUCAUAAGGAUCAAGCAACAAGAUUAAAAAAUUUAGUUCAACAAAGCGAUUUCCCGCAUCUUCUUGUAUAUGGGCCUUCCGGUGCCGGUAAAAAAACUAGAAUUAUGUGUUUGCUACGGGAACUUUAUGGCUCUGGUGCUGAACGAUUGAGACAAGAAACCAUGCAUUUUACAACACCAUCCAAUAAAAAAAUAGAAAUUAUGACAGUAAGUAGCAACUAUCACAUAGAGGUUAACCCAACGGACGUGGGAAUUCACGACCGAGUUGUUAUAAUGGAUUUAGUAAAAAACGUUGCACAAACGCACCAAAUAGACUCGUCUGGGCAACGUGAAUUUAAGGUAGUUAUUCUAAAUGAAGUCGAUGACUUAACUAAAGAUGCGCAGCACGCUUUACGUCGGACAAUGGAGAAAUAUGUUGCUACAUGCCGACUUAUUUUGAUCGCCAAUUCUAUAUCAAGAGUCAUACCUGCUAUAAGAUCACGUUGUCUUACUAUAAGAGUACCAGCGCCCACAGAAAACGAAAUAGUCACAGUAUUGCAUUCGGUGUGCAAAAAAGAAGGUUUAAGUCUUCCAACAGAACUAGCAAUGCGCAUCGCCAAAGCAGCUGAUAGAAAUUUACGUAGAGCAUUACUAAUGUGUGAAGCAUGCAAAGUACAAAAAUAUCCAUUUACACCUGAUCAAAAAGUUCCAGAACCUGAUUGGCAACAGUAUAUCAGAGAGACUGCUUCUAUGAUAUUAACUGAACAAUCACCAAAGAAACUCGGUGAAGUAAGACAAAAGUUAUAUGAAUUAAUAAUACAUGGUAUUCCUCCGGAUAUGAUAUUUUCAGGGCUCUUAUGUGAACUGGUUCGUAAUUGUGAUAUAUCAAUGAAAUGUCAGAUUGCAAGGUAUGCAGCAGAGUAUGAACACCGAAUGAGAUUGGGCAAUAAGCCAAUAUUCCACCUUGAAGCCUUUGUAGCUAAAAGUAUGGCAAUAUAUAAGAAGUAUGUGGAAGAAUCCUUGGGUGAUGCAUUUUGAAUUUUUAUAACAAAACAAAUAA